Messenger RNA from Aphanomyces astaci, 1181 nucleotides. Its product is annotated as 3-methyl-2-oxobutanoate hydroxymethyltransferase. Lineage: Eukaryota; Oomycota; Saprolegniomycetes; Saprolegniales; Verrucalvaceae. The transcript is spliced from 12 exons. Gene Ontology annotation, cellular component: mitochondrion. Gene Ontology annotation, biological process: pantothenate biosynthetic process. The record is from RefSeq and is a predicted model, not a curated record. Gene Ontology annotation, molecular function: magnesium ion binding; 3-methyl-2-oxobutanoate hydroxymethyltransferase activity. The coding region runs from base 6 to 1064 and encodes 352 amino acids.
GGCCCAUGUUCCAUCGGCGCCUGUUGUCGUCCUCAUCGCAGCUCGCCACAGUGGCGAAGAGCUUUAGCGACGUCCCGCGCUUCGAUCCUGUGGCCCAGCGGACGCUGAAGCUGCUGGAGAGGAAGAAGGUCACGACGUUGGAUGUAGGCAUUCUCAAAGCCAAGAACAAACCCAUCACGAUGGUCACGGCCUACGACUACCCUUCGGCCGUGCACGUCGACUUGGCUGGCUUUGACAUUCUCUUGGUCGGGGAUUCUGUCGGCAUGGUCGAGUUAGGCAUGGACACAACCAUUCCGGUGACUCUAGAUGACAUCAUUUACCACUCCAAAGCUGUGUGCAGAGGUGCGUCUCGUCCGCUGAUUGUGGGCGACAUGCCGUUCGGAACGUGUGAAGGCGACCCGUACGAAGCAUUGAAGAACGCUCAGAGACUGAUGAAGGAAGGCGGAGUGGACUGCGUCAAGAUUGAAGGCGGCGUCGAACGGGCAAAUACCAUUCGAAUGCUGGUGCAAGGUGGCAUUGCCGUGAUGGGCCACGUGGGGCUGCGACCCCAAGCCAUCAGUGUCUUGGGCGGGUUUCGGGCGCAAGGACGAACAGCCAAACAAGCAGACCAGAUCAUUCAAGACGCGCUUGCUGUGCAGAAAGCUGGGGCGUUUGCAGUCGUCUUGGAAUGUGUUCCUUCGGUUGUAGCCAAAGCCGUGACAGAUAUUUUGACCGUGCCAACCAUCGGCAUUGGGGCUGGACCUCACACCAGUGGCCAAGUGUUGGUAUUCCACGACUUUUUGGGCAUGCUGCAACAUCCUCAUCACGCACAGCACGUGCCAAAGUUUUGUAAAAAAUACGCCGACGUGGGCGAACGCAUUCGACAAGGCCUCGAAGACUUUCGAGAAGAUGUCGAGAACCAACGGUUCCCGUCCGAAGAAUAUGCUCCGUACAAGAUGUCGCAAGAUGAACAGCGCAAACUCCAAGGUCUGGUCGCUACAAAGUACGCUAAAUCAACAGACGACGACGACGACGACCUAGGAGGCGGCGGCGACGGGGGGUUUGGCGUGUCCAAAGUGUACUAGCUUACGCCGACUUCUUCUUCUCCAGUCGUUCAGAGUGCCGGGUCUAACGUUACCAGAUAUGAUGAUGGCCCAUAUAUAUAACACCAAGUAGUAAAACCCAUGCGACGACGAAACACA